UGCUACAAGCGUUUACGCUAAUGCUUUGAUAUAGUAUAGAGAUAGUAGCAGGUUGGAAGGUGCACCGUUGGACUCAGUUCGAGUACUGACGUCGCAUUGUUCUACAGGUCGGUUUACAAAGACCUGCCCUGAACGGUACAGGCCUGAAGGAGUGCUAGUAACCAUCGCGAAAGUUUAACAUGUCUUAGUAGUCUCUUGUAUUAUGAACGGCUGUACGACAUGGACUUGUCGAGUUGCAACGGAGGCCUACCAGACCAUCAGCUGUGAAGGCCUUAAAUGCGCCUUUCUUCAGAACAGUUCAUGAAACAGCGAUCGUAUUGUGUGGAAGCUCAGCAAUCGUAGUACCUCUCUGUGCCAUAUCUAGCAACGUGCUGAAUAUUUGAAUACCAAGGAAAAAUUUGGAUGUGACGUUAAACUUCCAAGUUUAACUGACGAUCACUUCUGUGAGGCUAAUUACAUUUCGUUACCGUGAACGAGUUGAAGCUGAUGCCAACGUAAAAGUUCGCUAGUUCGAACAUCCGCUAACAUGAAAAUGCACACCAAAACGAACUCAUUUAUCAACAGCCGAUAUUCUCAACUUCCGUGAAAUACAAUAGAAAUUGCAAAUUAUAGCCUAGGCAUGUUACCUGUGUCGAAUCCGGGCACCCCGAGCCCCAUUAAACCCGCCUCGCCAGAAUCUAGAACCUGUCCCUCAUGCAGAAUUUCUAUCAGCUUAAGCGGCAGCCAUCAGUCUCGCACAAUGUGCCCCUUUUGUGGCGCGUUCUACAAUCAGCGUGCUAACUCGGACUUUAGCAUGAGAAGGAACAGUUCCGUUGCUAAUGGCUACCUGCCCCAUAUUGACGAUAUCACUAGGAGACAUUCGUCGAUAGGUGAAAGGUUGGGAGCACUACAAGGAUAUCUUGCUGGUUUGAUCCUACGAACAAGUCACGAAAACCAGUUCUAUCUGCCUCCAGUGGAUAAAGACAGGGACGCUAAGGACAACGCUGAUGCCGGUCAACUCACUCCUGGCAGUUCAGACGACGAUUCACUUGACUAUCCUGUCCGGAACAUGGACAUUGAGUCAUACCAGACUCUAUUAGAGGACUACAAAACGAAGGACAACUUCACGCCUCUUCAGGAGUUCUUGGAGCAGACGUUUUGUUGUUUCGUCGAAAUGUCCUCUGUGUUUAAGAAGGACCCUAAGCAAGAAAAUGCGCGUCCUGAAGAUCCGGACAUCAAGACCGAACUUCUUUUUGAGGUUUAUGAUAGCCUCGACAGUUUGCCUGGUUUCAUCACGAAGAGCAUUUUGAAGGCAAUUAUUAAUUCACUACUGGAAUUAGACGUUCGACUUAUGGCAAAGGAUGACGUGCGGUCACUUUAUAUGCUCCUACUCAAUCCAAUCUUCGCCACUCAGGCAUCAUAUACGGUAUUUGCUCACUUGAUACACAGGGUUGUAUCUCUUCCGAGCCCAGAUCAUCAGCUGCUUCUACAUUGGUUUACCAGGACGGAUGCAUCUCGAACACGCGAGCUCGUUAAACGACUUCUACAGUUUAUCACCAUUAGGGAAUUUCCCCCGGCCAACGGCCAUCGUCUUCCGUCGAUUAAUAAAAGCCGGUGGUGGAUACCGUGCGCCACGAGGGUGUUGGCUCUGUUGAACGCGGCUAAUAAUAGGGUAUCGCCUCCGCUGCUCGAGUACGCUGAAUUCUACAACUCUGCUUUGGACCACAUCAAUCUUAUGGCAGAGUAUUACCGUUGGCAGACUCCCGAAAAAAGUAACAAAUUUUCCUACUGCCAGUAUCCUUUCAUAUUGAGCAUCGUUGCGAAAAAGUUUAUCCUUCAAAGAGACUCCGAGCAACAGAUGAUCCUUAAUGCAAGGCGUUCGUUGUUAAAUCGUGCUUUACAACAUCAAGUUCCUGACAUUGACGUCUUCUUCCUUAACCUUAAUAUCCGUCGAGCGCAUUUGGUAUCCGAUUCACUUAAUGAGAUCGCGCGGAAGCAAGCCGACCUCAAAAAGAAGCUCAAAGUCACCUUUGUUGGUGAACCAGGUCUCGACAUGGGAGGCCUGACAAAAGAAUGGUUCUUGUUGCUGAUCAAGCGAAUAUUCAGUUCGGACUACGGUAUGUUUGUAUAUCAUAAUAAAGCCCGCUGCUACUGGUUUAGUACAGUGAAAAUCGGUAACCUACGUGAGUAUAAUCUCAUUGGAGUUCUGAUGGGUCUGGCCGUAUACAACUCGAUCAUCCUCGACCUCAACUUCCCCACUGCCUGCUACAAAAAGCUGCUUAGCCCGCCUGUGGUCCCAGCCAACGUAGAUACAACCAAUGUAGGCAACUGCGAGCUCACACUAGAUGAUCUGUCGGAAAUCAUGCCGGAUGUCGUACUUGGGCUUCGAGAACUGCUAGCGUAUGAGGGUAACGUGGAAGAGGACUUCUUGAUGCACUUCGAGGCGUCUGUUGAUGAGUUCGGUGAGGUAAAAACUCACAUCCUUAAGGAAGGUGGCGAACAGAUCGCUGUCACAAACGAAAAUCGUCAAGAAUAUGUGGAUCUUUAUAUAAAUCUUAUCCUAAACGAGGCGAUCAGCCAGCCGUUCAAAGCAUUUUAUCUUGGAUUUCACAGUGUCUGUGCAUCUAACGCACUCAUCAUGCUUCGUCCAGAAGAGGUGGAGUUACUCGUGUGUGGAUGGCCCAAACUCGAUUUAGAAGCUCUCCGCAAAGUGACCGUCUAUGACGGCUUUAAGCCCGAUGACCCAUUAGUUAAUCAAUUAUGGACGCUGAUCGACAACUUUACGGUCCAUUUGCAACAACAGUUCUUACGUUUCUGCACGGGCUCCGAUCGAGUUCCCGUCGGAGGAAUGUCUGAGAUGACUUUCAAGAUCAGCGCGAUUAAUCACAGCACGGAUAUGCUACCAAUUUCACAUACUUGUUUCAACCAUCUUUGUUUGCCGCGUUAUCCAGACGAAGAGACGCUGAAAGAGAAGCUGAUAACCGCUAUCUCCAACGCCGAGGGAUUUGGUCUUGAAUAAAAUUGAAGGCAGAAACGAUUUUCUGUCUCCAAAGCUAUUGAAUUAGAUGACAGUAGAUCAGAUUCACGUUUUGGGUUAUCGAUUUGUCUAACUUAAGCCGAACAGAGCUGAUUUGUGAGCAGUCGGAUAAAAAUAUUUAUACCGAACCCACUAAAAUGAUAAAUAUUAUCUAUAUUUUAUCAGUUUUAUAGUUACUAAAAUAGAUAUUUCAAUAACGUCUUUCUUAUGCGCUAGAAGUGUCGCGUUUUUAUGACCAUACUGAUUAUUAUUGCAGCCGCUAUUUACGUUUACACUUCCAACACGGAACUUGAUUAGCGAUUUUAAAAUAGUACCCAUCUGUCAAGCGAUAUUUUUAGGUGAACGGAAUCAAAACGUGAGUCCAUGUUCGCUAGAAAGCUCUAAAAUGUCAAGAGCUUAGAAAGAUACAUAACGUUUUAACAAAAAAACGAAAAAACAACGACCCAAUUGGCAAUUGAGAUUCUAUUUUCUUCAUCAUUGUUUUGUAUCUGCAGGCUAGGCGUAUGAAAGUCGACCUUUUGAGCCGUUGAGUUUUCGAGGCCUUCAAAUCUAGGCCCUAUCAGCGAUUUUAUAUACAUAUAAAAGUAGCGGAAUAGACCAGUUCCGCCGACUAUCUCUCAACUAAGCCUUUCGCUAGAAACGCAUUUGGUUCACCAGUAGCAAGUACAGUGUAUCUAUUUUGUUGCUUCUAUUUGUCCAAAAUAGUUAUACAAGAUCGCCUCAAAUCGUAUGAAAGGUCAAACAAAUAGAUCGAUCGUCAUUUCUGCUUUAAAACGAUGCAACCGUUCCUGCGAAACCGUUACCCUUAUGAACGACAAGCAUAGGAUACUCUCACAACAUGUUUUUAUCUUCAGAUUUAGAGGGAACUUUACUCAUUGUGAUAUAUGAAUAUAUAUUUGAGUAUAUUUAUUGAUAUUUUUAUCUUUUAUAUUUAUGUCACCAGCACUACGAGGACCGGAAGAUACCCAAAUAGGAUAGCUACGAUAUUCCGCUUAGAAGUCAAUAGUAAUUCAACAUUUUCGACAUGAAUGUUGGUAUGAUUAAAAAUGUAGCUAUAGAAAGAAGAUGUAGACGAGGAGUUGCCUUCAUCCGCAACGAUGAGCAUAUAUUUUCAUAGACAUACGCCCUUCAUAUCGUUUUCACGCAUUACUAUUCAACUCUCACCCAACAUAGGUCUGAAGCCCAGUUCGGCAGACACCCUAUAGCGUUUACUACGCUAAAAUAAACUUGCUAUAAUGAGGUCAUUGUGCUACUCGCAUAGUGUAACAUAAACUGGGCAGCGGUAACUGAUGGGUAACUUUCGUGGUGUCUAUAUACGUGUGUACGCUACGCUCAACUUUGUGGGUAUAUCAAGUGGCUUAUACCAGAUUGUCAAUGUCGUUAUCAUUAA
Messenger RNA from Varroa destructor (honeybee mite), 4406 nucleotides. Its product is annotated as putative E3 ubiquitin-protein ligase HECTD2. NCBI's taxonomy places the organism in Eukaryota, Metazoa, Arthropoda, Arachnida, Mesostigmata, Varroidae. The record is from RefSeq and is a predicted model, not a curated record. Gene Ontology annotation, biological process: protein polyubiquitination. Gene Ontology annotation, molecular function: ubiquitin protein ligase activity.